AUGCGUCGAGAUAACCGCCCGGCUGCCGUGGCCUUUGAUGGCCCGGCAAGCAAGAACAAGCUCGAGCGCGCGCGCAAACACCACAGCGACGUCGACGAAGACGACGAGGUCGACACCUACUUCACCUACAGGCCCUUGUCCAACCUCCCUACGCCGCCUCCUACCUACAAGGACCCCUCGUCGGCAUCCCAAUCGCCGUCCUCGGGAGAGGACGACGAACAUCUCAUGGCCAGGUUUCGAGGACCCGCCAUCCAUCUCGUCAAUCUCAUCCCGUCGGCCGCCUCGCUGGCUACGGCAUCCGUGCCCCUCGUUCAGGCGCUCCUCACCCGCGCGGACCUCCCCCUCGAAACCGUCGCCCUCGCCGUAUGCAUCCUCGACAGCCUCGACGCCAAGUUCGCGCGAGCCUGGAGGCUCUCGUGCCCGCUCGCCCCCAAUACCCUGAUGCCAACGUCGAAGCGCCAUACCCUGCCCCCAACGCCGGCCCUCUACCAAGCUGCCCAACAGCAGAUGCUGCACAUCGAUUCGGUGAGGCCCGAGCUCAUCAUCCUCGCGGCCAUCGUCAUCGCCGUAAAGUUUACCGAGGACCCGCAGCAGCCAACGUACUUCUACUGCUUCGAGUGGGGUAAUGGUCUGUGGUCCCCCGACCAACUCAACACGACGGAGCGCUGCAUCAUGGAGUUUCUCCAUUACAGGAUCAUGCCACUUUGCGACGAGGACUGCCUCGCCGAUGCAAUGGUUGACAUGCAGCUGGCCGGCCAGCAGAGGGACUCUGAGUUCGGGAGCCUACAGCACCAACGGCCGAGGGCGGUGUCGCCAACGGCGCGGUUUGGCCCAUCGCACAGCAGAUCCAAGACCAUGGUCCCCAGCACUCCCACGCUGGGGCUGGGCCUCUCCCUGACCCCGGCGGAGACUCCCUGA
Purpureocillium lilacinum is the source of this 918-nucleotide messenger RNA. RefSeq lists its product as uncharacterized. The record is from RefSeq and is a predicted model, not a curated record. Lineage: Eukaryota; Fungi; Ascomycota; Sordariomycetes; Hypocreales; Ophiocordycipitaceae.